GAAGUCAUGUGGUUGUGUGUUUCUGUUCAGGCCUGUCCUGCUGUUUAGACUUGUGAUUUUGACACUGACAGCGCUUAUGUUGGACUACAGUCACACUCCUAGUCAAAAGUGAAUGCGACGAGCUAAUUUCAAGCCACCGACUGACUGUAAGUGGCCGGUGACUUGUGCAUACUGGAAGGGGACUUGGGGGGAAGCUGAUACCGUAUUCAGUUUCCCCCCUGCUCCGAGGAAAUGGAGAUUACUUCGGAGGAAAAAGCCGAGGAACGCAGGAGGGAACACUGGAAGCUGCUGUCUAGUCUGAAGACCACGGUGGAGGGCCUGGUGUCCAGCAGCAACCCCAACGUGUGGUCUCGCUACGGGGGUCUGCAACGGCUGCACAAGGACAUGAACCACAUCCUCAGCCACGGCCUCAAGCACGAGCAGGUGUACUACAAGCAGAAAGACUACUGGCCCUUUGUGUGGCGUGUCCGCUCUGUCAGCCCUCACCUGGCCUCUCAUGUAGAACAGUUUAGUAAGCUGGAGCCUGUGCUGAGCAGUGGGCUGAAGAGUGUUGGGGAGGGUUACAAGGCCGAGCGCUGGCUGCUGCACAGCCUACAGGUCCACCUGCUGUCAGCCCAGCUCCGACCCCUGCUCAAACACCAGGGACACACGAGCAAGUACUACAACGGUAAGAGUGGGAGACAAAACAGAUUUGGCAUUUGGGUGGGGGAGUCGGAGUGGGUGGGGGAGUCGGAGUGGGUGGGGGAGUCGGAGUGGGUGGGGGAGUCGGAGUGGGUGGGGGAGUCGGAGUGGGUGGGGGAGUCGGAGUGGGUGGGGGAGUCGGAGUGGGUGGGGGAGUCGGAGUGGGUGGGGGAGUCGGAGUGGGUGGGGGAGUCGGAGUGGGUGGGGGAGUCGGAGUGGGUGGGGGAGUCGGAGUGGGUGGGGGAGUCGGAGUGGGUGGGGGAGUCGGAGUGGGUGGGGGAGUCGGAGUGGGUGGGGGAGUCGGAGUGGGUGGGGGAGUCGGAGUGGGUGGGGGAGUCAGAGUGGUCUGCUGUUGAUGAGUCUGCUGUUGAUGAGUCUGCUGUUGAUGAGUCUGCUGUUGAUGAGUCUGCUGUUGAUGAGUCUGCUGUUGAUGAGUCUGCUGUUGAUGAGUCUGCUGUUGAUGAGUCUGCUGUUGAUGAGUCUGCUGUUGAUGAGUCUGCUGUUGAUGAGUCUGCUGUUGAUGAGUCUGCUGUUGAUGAGUCUGCUGUUGAUGAGUCUGCUGUUGAUGAGUCUGCUGUUGAUGAGUCUGCUGUUGAUGAGUCUGCUGUUGAUGAGUCUGCUGUUGAUGAGUCUGCUGUUGAUGAGUCUGCUGUUGAUGAGUCUGCUGUUGAUGAGUCUGCUGUUGAUGAGUCUGCUGUUGAUGAGUCUGCUGUUGAUGAGUCUGCUGUUGAUGAGUCUGCUGUUGAUGAGUCUGCUGUUGAUGAGUCUGCUGUUGAUGAGUCUGCUGUUGAUGAGUCUGCUGUUGAUGAGUCUGCUGUUGAUGAGUCUGCUGUUGAUGAGUCUGCUGUUGAUGAGUCUGCUGUUGAUGAGUCUGCUGUUGAUGAGUCUGCUGUUGAUGAGUCUGCUGUUGAUGAGUCUGCUGUUGAUGAGUCUGCUGUUGAUGAGUCUGCUGUUGAUGAGUCUGCUGUUGAUGAGUCUGCUGUUGAUGAGUCUGCUGUUGAUGAGUCUGCUGUUGAUGAGUCUGCUGUUGAUGAGUCUGCUGUUGAUGAGUCUGCUGUUGAUGAGUCUGCUGUUGAUGAGUCUGCUGUUGAUGAGUCUGCUGUUGAUGAGUCUGCUGUUGAUGAGUCUGCUGUUGAUGAGUCUGCUGUUGAUGAGUCUGCUGUUGAUGAGUCUGCUGUUGAUGAGUCUGCAGAGGAUUUUUUCUUCUUGAUUGCUGCUGGUGCAUAUUACACGUCUCUCUCUCUCUCUCUCUCUCUCUCUCACUCUCUCUGCUUUGUGGUAAUCUUUCUCUCUCUCCCUGUCUCUCUUCCUUGUCUGCGUGAAGGAGGGGGCCACAGGAAAAUCAACGUUAUAAUAGAGCAUCCUGUAGCAGAAUCAUUGGUUGCGGAGGACUGUCGAUUGGAGGACUACAGCCCUUUCUCCCUUGGCAGCAGUGAUGCCAGUACACCCAGUUCCCUCUAUAUGGAGUCUAACGGCUCCCAGUACAGCAGUGUUCCAGACUGCAUGUUCCGGAAGCCGUUGGAAGGACAGAGCCUCAUCAGCUACCUGUCAGAGCAGGACUUCGGCAGCUGUGCUGACCUGGAGAAGGAGAACGCCCACUUCAGCAUCUCUGAGUCUCUGAUCGCCGCCAUCGAGCUGAUGAAGUGCAACCUGCGGCGGCGGGUGGUGGUGGAGGAUGAGGAGGAGGGUGACGACAGUGACUCAGAGAUCCGGCAGCUCAAACAGAAGAUCCGGCUGCGUAGACGCCAGAUCCAGCGGACCCGCCUGCCUCCCUCACAGCGCUUGUUCCAUUCAACAGACAGUGGAUGCUCCCGCAGGAGCUCCCAGGAUUCCUUUCACCUGUCCAACUCCGGCUCGGCUGAGGAGGUGGAGGAGUGCGAGCUGAAAGAUGGCUGUGAGGGCCAGUCCCUGAUGGCGGUAUCUAAGAGUGUCUCCCUGUCGCACGCCUCCCUCUUCUCAGAUGCAGACAUAAAGCGCGGUGUGACAUCCAGUGGCCGCUCUUUCCUCAGAUCAGAAUCUAUUUCUCCGUCGUUCCUCCAGUCUAACUCUGCUGAGUCGGUGGCCAUGGGCCUGCUCAGGCAGUUUGAGGGCAUGCAGCUCCCUGCAGCCUCGGAGCUCGACUGGCUGGUCCCAGAACAAGACGCACCACAGAAGCUCCUGCCCAUCCCUGACUCCCUGCCCAUCUCUCCUGAUGACGGGGAGCAUGCUGAUAUCUACAAGCUGAGGAUCCGAGUGAGAGGGAACCUGGAGUGGGCCCCGCCGCGACCCCAGAUCAUCUUCAACAUUCACCCCGCGCCCAAGAGGAAGAUCGUUGUGGCCAAGCAGAACUACCGCUGUGCAGGCUGCGGGACUCGCAUAGACCCAGACUACAUCAAGCGAAUGCGCUAUUGUGAGUACCUGGGCCGCUACUUCUGCCAGUGUUGCCAUGAGAACGCCCAGGCGGUGGUGCCGGGCCGUGUGCUGAGGAAGUGGGACUUCAGCAAGUACUAUGUCAGCAACUUUGCCCGGGACCUGCUGGGCAAGAUAUCAGGAGACCCCCUGUUCAACCCCAACGACAUCAACAGUGGCCUCUACAAGAAAACCAAAGCCCUGGAGACUGUCCGGGUUUUGAGGGUCCAACUAUUCCACAUGAAAAACCUCUUCAAGACCUGCCGCCUGGCUAGAGACGUGCUGGACCAGUUCGACAGCCUCCCUGGUCACCUGACUGAGGACCUGCACCUGUUCUCACUCAGCGACCUCAAUGCUGUGCGCAAUGGAGAGCUGGCCCCCCGGCUACGAGAGCUUCUGAAAUUGGGUUCCGCGCACGUGGCUGGCUGUGUGCUGUGUCAGGCCAAGGGCUUUGUGUGUGAGUUCUGCGGCAACGACAAAGACAUCAUCUUCCCCUUCCAGUUGAACAAGUGCACGUGCUGCGAAGAGUGCAAGGCGUGUUUCCACAGCAAAUGUUUUCAGGCAGGCAAGGAGUGCCCGCGGUGCCAGCGCUUGGCAGAGCGGCGGGAGAGGAUGGCACGCAAGAACAUGGAGGAGCAGGAGGAUGAGGAGGAGGACGAGGGAGGCGGGAGCUAGGAAGAUGAACUGAGGGAACGAGGGUGGCGGGGAGCUAGGACGACGAACUGAGGAAACGAACGAGGGUGGCGGGGAGCUAGGACAACGAACUGAGGGAACGAGGGAGCUGGAAAAGAAAGAUGGAAAAACCAAGAGCACAACAUGACAAUGAUUGUAGGGACCUUAUUCCUUCAACUCCUCCCUCCAUUCGUCCCUCUUUCCCCUGAAAGUCCAGCUUCUGGAUAGCGGAUGAGCUCUGAUGGUUUGGAUUCUUGCUGUUGUUUUUUGAAGGUCUUGCCAAUUUGCUAAAUAACAUAUUAUAUUAACAUAUUGGCUGCUUUUAUGGUUUUCUGCUCUGAUUGCAGAUAUCCAUCGUAUGAUGUAGUCCUGCCAUUUAUGUAAACAAGUUGAUCAAUUUAAAUAGAACAAGGAAGGUAGAAAUACUGAAAUCAACCACAGUAAAUAGAAAAAGGAAUCCCUUUAAUACAAGUGCGAUUUACUCCAACCCAUUUCAGGCUAUUUUAGCCAAGUGCCUCUGCGACCAAUGGUCUUAUACUGGCAGAGCUGGUGCACCAUUGGUCGUUCUGGAGGAGUUGGAAUGACAGGUCUUUGGAGGGAGUCUUUCAGUCAGUGUUGCACAGAGUUACGAAUAUUUUGUAAGAUGAGACAGCGUGUUUGUCCUGCUUUGUGUGCAUUCUACAAAAAAGUGUGUGGUGUGUGUGUGUGUGAGAGAGGGGUGUGUGUGUGUGAGAGAGGGGUGUGUGUGUGUGAGAGAGGGGUGUGUGUGUGUGAGAGAGGGG
Oncorhynchus kisutch (coho salmon) is the source of this 4523-nucleotide messenger RNA. Its product is annotated as run domain Beclin-1-interacting and cysteine-rich domain-containing protein. Lineage: Eukaryota; Metazoa; Chordata; Actinopteri; Salmoniformes; Salmonidae. Gene Ontology annotation, biological process: negative regulation of endocytosis; negative regulation of autophagosome maturation. Bases 232 to 3744 code for a protein of 1170 amino acids. The record is from RefSeq and is a predicted model, not a curated record. Gene Ontology annotation, molecular function: phosphatidylinositol phosphate binding. Gene Ontology annotation, cellular component: late endosome; early endosome. The transcript is spliced from 21 exons.